Chiroxiphia lanceolata (lance-tailed manakin) is the source of this 5233-nucleotide messenger RNA. It is a transcript of the gene EREG, whose product is annotated as epiregulin. NCBI's taxonomy places the organism in Eukaryota, Metazoa, Chordata, Aves, Passeriformes, Pipridae. Gene Ontology annotation, biological process: epidermal growth factor receptor signaling pathway; positive regulation of cell population proliferation; positive regulation of mitotic nuclear division. Bases 4460 to 4882 code for a protein of 140 amino acids. The record is from RefSeq and is a predicted model, not a curated record. The transcript has 6 exons.
UGCACACUGCAGGCAACUGGCACACUCUGUUCCCACCAGUGGGUAGGUGGACAAGUUCCCUAAAGGUUAGGCCUAGGCCUUCUGCUCCUCUUGGCCCUUGGACAAACCCACAACCCCUUGCUGAGAGCAGAGAAAUGGGCAGGGGCUGAACAUCUUUUAUUUUGCUUUUCAGUGCAUGAGGAAUCCAGGCUGCACUCCUUAAUGGGUUGGGGAACAACCAGCUCUGACCAGAGAACUGGAGUCUGUCUCCUUUCCUGGUGGCUGCCAGCAGCCUGACCUGCAUACAUGGGAGGAAAAACCUGUGUUGGAGGCACAUGGUUUCCACUUGUGCAGGAGCUCCCCCUGCCCUUCUCAGCCCCACAGAGGCCUAGAGUCCUUCCCAGUGGCUCCCAGUUGGUACCCAGUGUGUGGCUAAGUUGGCUAAUGCAUUUCUUUGGUGUGUGACCUAGGAACGGUGUCUAGGGAGACUUGGAUACCUGAGGUGAUGUUCAGACCAUUGAUGGGAGGAGAAGGUGACUAGAAGAUGAUGUCACAUAGUCUUGAUCAUUCCCAAACCAAACCCCAGAGGUUUCCACAUACCAUGUGACUCAUGAUUGGCUCUCAAGAGUUGGUGGUACUAAAUUCACUGGAGAUCAAAGAAUAUGGAGUUUUAUAGCAGGUUGGGCCCAGUCAGGGAAAACACCGAAUGGAAAUGUGAUGUUGGGUGUUGCAACCCCAAAGUAUUCCUGGUCAGCUUCUUUCCCUUCUGCCUGCAUCUUGGCAGACAGAGAGCAUGAGGUUCAGCCUGGCUCCCAACUGAUGCAAGCUGGAGGAAGUGCUGGGGAUUAUUUUUGCUGGAAUUGUAGGAGAGCUUCAUUGGGGACCACAGUGUCCUAGUUUAAAAUCUGAGUGCAAUGAUGCAUUGGGCACCCAUGUUUAUAGGCUCCCUGAGGCAGGCUGUCUCAUCACCUCUGCAUGCCAACAGCCAGCACAAUAAAGGCCUGAUCCUCACAGCUUUUUUUUUUUUUUGGUCACUUCAGUAAUAGUAAUGAUUAACAGUAAUUAUCAGGACAGUAAUGGGAGUGUCCCGUGAUGCUGGUGGAUGGGGGAAUUCCACCAAGCGCAUCUGCUCCCUUGCCUAGCACUGGUUACCAGGCCAAACAAAUACACCGGGGACCCGUGGCGCUUUCCUAGAUUUGGUUUCUGGAGCAUGUGCUGGCAAAGCUGGUUUCAGGUGACUUGCUGUUUACUCUGUCAUCCCUAAUGACACACAGCUCCUGUCCGGGGUGCCCCAGCUCCCUGUGCGCGUGGCUGGCGUGCAGGUGACGCUCUUGUAGCCAAAAUGUGGAGGCUGUGGACGGCUGAAGUGCUGGUGAUGGAGCAGGGCCUGGAGCACAGGGUGAGUCACAGCUCAGGGCUACACCUCAUUCAGCAGGCCAAGCACAGGCUGGGAAGUGCCCACCAGGCAGCUCUUCCUCUGCUGGUAUAUGCUUGAUACAGAUGAGCAAAAUAUGUAUCAAGGGCCAAAACAUGCUUGCCAGGGGGAUUGGAGCCAAUGUAGCCGAGACCUGCAAUGACCGAGGUUCCCAGAUGGAGCAGGGAAAAGGCAAGGGCUCUGCUGAUGUCUUGAGUGCAGCACGUAUUGCUUAGGCUUUACUAGCCUUAGAGGCUGGCCCUGUGCUUAGCAGGUCUGUGAUUCCCAGUGACAGUGCCUUCCUCUUGUCCUCCCCGUGCUAGCACCAGCUGUCCCGAUGGGAGGUACAGGGGAGGGAUGGAGGGUAGUGGUGGAGAGCCCACAGCCAGGAUGGACUGCUACGGAGAAAGCUCCACAGCAGUGGUGAGUCACACCAGUCCCCACAGUGGUGGGUUUGCUGUCAUUUCACUGUCCUGAGGUGGAUGUCACUCUCUGGGCAGAGCUGUUGAGCGGGUGGGCCAUGUGGUCAUCCACCAGGAACACGCUGUCACAUAACAAUUUCCAUUCUCUUGGCGACUGCUUCACCCAGGUGUGCAAGUGGUGAGCUGCCAGAGAGGGCAGUCUUUGUGUUUGCAUGUGUUCUGUCUCUCAGUGGUUAAUCCUUGUCUUCCUGGAGAAUGAGAAAUGCAGUGGAAGAGAUGACUUUAUGAACUCGAAAGAGGUGUCAAUGGACAGAACAGCACACAGGACUGAUGGGUGAGGAGCUGGUGUUUUUCUCCCAGCUUACUUUCAACUGCUACAUGCUGUGGGAGAAACCCCAUUUCUUCCACCGUGGUCCUCACAUAUUCUAAACAAUUCAUUUGGAGCAAGGAGAAACAAUUACUGGAUAUAUGGGCAGUGAUAUGGGGGAAUUGGGCUUGCUGACAUCCUUUAUAAGGGUACAGAUAAAAUGUCUGCACAGGUUGGUUUAGCAGCAAGUAAAGGCAGAAGCCAUGGAAAGACUUCACAAAUGCAAAAGGCUACAACCCCUUGGAGGCUAAGAAAUCACUUAGCAUGGAGCACCAGGCUGUAAUUAGGAAAGGGAAAACACCAGCUGAGCAUUGUGAAGCUCUUGCUGCCCAUGAGAUGUGUUGAGCCACUCAGGAAUUGCCCAGGGGAGAGUAAUGGAAAAGUCAUACAAGCCAGAAGAAUGAAGCUUUAAAAACUGUCCUCUAGGAAGGAAUCCAACAUGAACUGGCAGACUUGUCCACUUUUUACUGCCAUCUUCUGAGAUGGAGGACAAUUAGCUGUUUGGGCUUUUUAUCUUUCUUUUUUAAGUUGUUGGUUAGUUAAUACUGACCCAAGAAGUUGGCUAAGAAAUCAAUGAAUUUGGGGAAUUGCUUUUUUGUUUUCAUAGCAAAACAUCUGUGUUGUCCUGUAGCUUUGACCUCAUGCUGCAUUUACAGGAAGAGACAUCAGCCACUUUCAGCCUUGGGUGCAGUGUUUUGAACUCUCAUAGUUUAUAGGAGAGACUGGUUGUUUAAGAACGUUUGACCUAAUUCAUCCCUCAGAUUCAUGGCAAAUUUGAGACUGACCUUUAAAUGGAAUAAUUUGGCUCAAGGUUUUUCUUUAUUUCCUCCAGACAGCCACAUCCACGUAUCCCUGUUAAGUACAUUCCCUUCUUAGGGCAUUUGUGUUCCCACGAGCCCCAAGCUUUUGACCAUUUAAUAAUUUCAUAGAAUCAUUUAUUUGGAACGGCCCUCUAAGAUCGCCGGGUCCAGCCAUUCCUCCAGCGCUGCCAAGCCCACCACUGAACUGUGACAGUAAUGCCACAUCUACACGUCUUGUAAAUCCCUCCAGGGACUUAAUAUUCAUCUUGUGUAGUUCAAAUGGAAAUGCUUUCAAGAGUGAGCUGCACUCCAAUUAACAUCCGACUUUCUGAGAGUAUUUCUUGAGCAUCUCUCAUGCUGUGCAGGGAAAGCUUGCUAUAUGUAAAAAUCUGUCUUACUGUUUGAAAAAUGUUGGCUGAUUUUCCCAUGAAUUUAUGAAAAUACUGCUUUUGGUUACUUUGUGCCUGUGUGUAACAGUCUUGAGUGCAUCAGAGCAAGACUAGGAAUGAUCUUCUUUGAGCUUCAAAAAUGCUUUCUAAAAAAAAAAAUGUUGAUUUUGCAAAUAGGUCUUGUUCUCAACAGACAAAACCAAUGCAGAUUCAUCCUCACAGUAGCAAUUCGUAAAACUGGGUGCAAGUCCUACAGUAAGUAGGUGAAAUAAGUGGUGUAGUCACUUGUCACAUAUGGUUUUAGUUAUGUAAAAGCAUGCAGAUAAAAUGGCAGUUCAUUGCUGUGAACACGUGUAUUCUUCUACAGCAAGUCACCAUGAGGAAAACAGAGGCCACAGAAAAAUCUACAUUUAACCUGGUUUUCUUCCUCUGUAAGGUGAGAUGGGUGUGUUGUUGUAGAAAGUGCUGUGUGUCAUCAGUGAUAGAUAAACUGACAGACAAAGCUCAGUCCCUACCCUUGCAAUAGUCACUGCUGUGAAUCUGCUGCUCCCUCCCAAAAGGGGAGAGGAGUGCUUGUGACACUGAGAGGGGCAAAAGCACAGCGUGGACUUGAGCUGAGCCUCUGUGCUUUGUGAAUAGAGGUUUUCUUUAAAGGCGAUUUUUCAGCCAUUGCAAGGUCAUAAGAGCAAGUCAUUCUUUCACGCAGGUUCUUAAGGUAUUUCCUCAUAUUCUUGUUACACUUUUUAAAGAAGAAAAUCCUGAAAUGUCAAAGCCUUCAGGGGGCUACUCAAUGCUCUGGUGCCAAGGGGCACAAAUCCCAUCAGUGCCUUGUCCUGGGCAUGCCGGUUCACCGCGGCUGAAAUCAAGGCCAGCAGCUGAUGCUCUGUUGCCCAACCAGUGCUGCCUCUCAGCGUUGUACAGACAUGUUGCUCCGUACCCAGACUGUGGGAUGCAAGGAACCUGCCUCACAAUGACCCCAUUGAUGCAGGAAGGCACCACGCAGUGUGAACAGCCUCUUGGAAAACUGGCUCUUGAGCAUCUGCAUGCCUCUGUAGAGCUAAGAAAAUGCUCCCAAAAUUACGAGGAGUAUGAUUUGUUACCUAUUGCAGGCAGCCCUGGGCACAACAGUGAUCCCGUUAUGUGGGCCUGGUGAAAUGGAGAACUGCACCACAGCGCUCAUCCAGACAGAGAACAGCCCACGUGUGGCCCAAGUGGGGAUAACGAGAUGCAAGCCUGAAAUGAAGGACUACUGCUUCCAUGGGCAGUGCGUGUACAUCGUGGACUUGGAUGAACACUACUGCAGGUGUGACGUGGGGUUCUCUGGAGUGCGGUGUGUGCACUCGGAGCUGGUCCGGCAGCCCCUCAGCAAGGAGUACGUGGCACUGACGGUUAUCGUGGUUCUGCUCUUCGUCGCUGCCAUCUCCCUUGCAAGCUACUACAUCUACAGGAGGUACCGAAACAAGAGGAGGCAAACAAACGCCAGUGAAUACAAGGAAGUUGGUGCCCUAUAGGAGAGACGGUGACCUCCUGCAGUGUUCCAUUCAUCUGGAUGGACUCCGUGGCUUCCCAUCUAUUUAAAUAUUAUUUUUAUUAUUAAUAUUUACUAUAUUUAUAACCUUAAAAAAAUUUCAAUUGUUUGGUGAUUCAAUCUGUAUAGGUCAAGCAUUUUAUUUGCAGUGUUUUAUUUUUUUAUUAAAUAAUAUUUCCUAAAGGAAACCCCACCUAAGUGGUUCUGUGGGAUAGAGAUAUAUUUUUAUAAAAACCCAUCUUCUUGCUCUGGAGAGAAGAAUUUUAUAUUUAUUCUUGUGAAUAUACUCAAAGCAAUUGUAUUCCUUGAAAUAAAAGUUCAGACAAAGUCAAAA